Contarinia nasturtii (swede midge) is the source of this 1985-nucleotide messenger RNA. It is a transcript of the gene Mtl, whose product is annotated as ras-related C3 botulinum toxin substrate 1. Bases 491 to 1078 code for a protein of 195 amino acids. Gene Ontology annotation, biological process: small GTPase-mediated signal transduction. The record is from RefSeq and is a predicted model, not a curated record. Gene Ontology annotation, molecular function: GTP binding; GTPase activity. Lineage: Eukaryota; Metazoa; Arthropoda; Insecta; Diptera; Cecidomyiidae. The transcript is spliced from 7 exons.
UAUUCAUCUCUCUAUCUGUUUGUGUCAAAGUAGCAAAGAGCGGCUUUAAAAGGCGGCGGCUUCCAGUAAAUUGACGCAAAUUUAGUAUCAAGCAGCCAAAAAUCAUUAUUUCACGGAAAUCAAACCAAUCGUGUUACAUUCUUACUUGAACGUAUCGAAAAAAGUUUUUUUUGCAUCGAAUAAAAAAACAAAUAAAACAACAGACAUUGUGAAUUUACAAUCAAAAAAAGGCACAUCGCCCAGUGUGUGUGUGAUUUGUUCAUGUUUAUUUUGGACUUGUGUUUUACAUAAAUAAAAAAGUCAACACAACGCAACUAAUGUGUACUGAAAUUGUCGUCGACUAAAACUUGUGUUGAACAUUCGAAAAAAAAAAGAGAAAUAAGACCAAAGGUGCGAGUAAACGCCAUUCUGUAUGUUUUUGGAAUAAACAACAUUCGAUAAUUGUUUUUAACAUAGAAUUUAUUGGUUCAUCAACACACAUUCACUUCAGAUGUCAUCUGGACGACCAAUAAAAUGCGUUGUUGUUGGCGACGGCACAGUGGGAAAGACAUGCAUGUUGAUCUCCUACACAACAGAUAGUUUUCCCGGCGAAUAUGUACCCACAGUGUUUGACAACUACUCAGCACCGAUGGUUGUUGACGGCAUUCAGGUCUCACUUGGACUAUGGGAUACCGCUGGUCAAGAAGACUACGAUCGAUUACGACCUUUGUCAUAUCCACAGACUGAUGUUUUUCUUGUUUGCUUUAGCGUAGCAAGUCCGUCAUCGUUCGAGAAUGUCACGUCGAAAUGGUAUCCGGAAAUAAAACAUCACUGCCCCGAUGCGCCAAUGAUUUUAGUUGGUACCAAAAUAGAUUUAAGGGAUGACAGAGAAACGUUAAGUGCUUUAUCGGAGCAAGGUUUGUCGCCAUUGAAGCGCGAACAAGGUCAAAAAUUAGCCAAUAAAAUUAGAGCCGUAAAAUAUAUGGAAUGCUCAGCGCUAACGCAACGAGGACUAAAACAGGUAUUCGAUGAAGCUGUUCGAGCCGUGCUGAAACCAGAACCAAUGAAACGGCGUCAACGAAAGUGUAUUGUCAUGUAAAUCUUGUUGUACAAUCCGAACAAACAAACACUCACACUCAACACACACACAAAUAAACAAAAAAAUAAUAGCCUCUACAGAAAACCAAUUCAUUUGCGCGAUCAACCGUGCAAAGAAUUCAAACUGAACUAAACAAUAAUGGCUUGAAACAAGCAAAAAAAUUCCAAGGAAUUCGCGUAAUCUCAAAAAAAACCUUUUUAUACACACACACAUACACAAACCUUGUUAUACAUCGAAGUAAGGCUUAAAACCUGCAUUUAUUUAUUACGAAAAAUGUUUCGUUGUUUUUUCUUUUUCAUAAAAUUCUGUGAUGGCAGCUAUCAUUUUCACAGUUCACUAUAUUUUAUUCUAUGAUAAACAAAAGAACAACUAAGAUUUUCAAUUGAUGAAAUUUCGAACAACAUCGCAGAAAAAAAAGAGGAAGCAAUCAUUCAAAUGCACAUAACUGUAAAGCACAUUUCAAAAUACACACUCACUUAAAUAUUAGGAACACACACAAACGCAUACACACAUUACAUUCACCAACACACAAACACAAGUACAUACAUUCAAUGAAACGAACAACAGAGAUGCAUUUUUAUGACAGCAACAAUAUUUUUUUAACAUGAAAAAAAACAAAAAAACUCUUAUCUAUAUCGAAGAAAGAGAUGCGGCAUGUGUUUGCAGAAACUUAAUUCAAUUUUUUUUUCUACUAAAAAUUAACAAGAAAAUCCUUUGAAAGAAUAUGUUAUUGUGCCAUAGAGAAGCAUCUAAAAGAAAACCUUCAUUUAGUUUAUCUAGUAAACAUGUAAUCUUUAAGAGACAAUUAAUCAAAGUUUUUCUAUAAGUUAAGGAAUUAAAUUAAACAAAACAAAAAAUUAACAAAAAACUAAGGAAUUGCAAAUGUGAAUGAAUAACAUCCAGUUCU